AUGUACCUCCCGCGCGAAUGCACAAUGUCAAGACUGAAAUUCUUCAUGGGUUUCGCCCUCCUCAUUCUGGCUCAGAGGUACGAUGCAGCAAUGGAUAAAUCAUGGCGAGAUGUGGUUUACAAUGUUGCACCAGAGCAGCACAUGAUGCAGAUUGAACAGGGGCCACAACUCUUACCAUUAUUUCCAACUCGUUUUUCAAGAACACAAACCACUGGCGAUUCAGCCCAGACAGGAGAUGAACAUCAGAGCCGGAAAAGGCCAACUGGAGCUAUCCGAGAGAGCUUCAAAAUUGGGAAAGUUCAAGGACCUUAUCAUCCAACUGCCAAAAGACAACAGGUAGAUCUAGAGCUAAGAUUAGCCGUUUCUCGUCCAACGACAGCGGCCUUGUCAAGUUUACCGCCUUCAGAAAUUGGAACCAAUGAUAAGCCAAUUCCUUCAGAAAUCAUCGGGGUAUCUGGCUCAGAAAGCGAGAAGAAUUUUCGUCACCCCACCAGCGCCAUAAAAAAUGCGAGACCUGAAAGCUCAAGAGCUCCGAGUUGCCUUGCAAGGAAAUCGCCGAGUAGCAAUGUAAGAUCAGCGCCGGAAUUAAUCGAUGUUUCCUCAAGAGACAUGGGUAGCUUUUCAAAGCAAUCACCGAUUAAUGAUAGGAGACUCACGACGGCAAGACUUGAGGUUUCAAACCAGCUUCAAAGCGGAAAAUUUGCAACGGACUCUCAAGGGCUCAUCAACCAAGAUAGUACUAGGAAUGCAAAUGAUGAUCUCACCCGAAAAAGAACGGACGAGGUGCCAAGAGAGUUCCUCUUGGAGAACAUGACCAGCAAAGUAUGGCCAUGGAUAUCACUCAUUGGAAAUCGUGUUCACCACUUGAUAUCUAGCGAAUUAAAAACAUACGUCGAUCCAUUAAUACCACAUUUGACCCAGGCCUGUUUGUCUCAUUGUGCACGCUCUCCAAGUGGGAUCGCUGACAUCCGUUUUAUCUUCAAGAACAAUCAGGCUUGA
Molecule: messenger RNA, 999 nt
Organism: Puccinia graminis f. sp. tritici CRL 75-36-700-3
Lineage: Eukaryota; Fungi; Basidiomycota; Pucciniomycetes; Pucciniales; Pucciniaceae
Exons: 4
Coding region: 1-999 (332 amino acids)
Source: RefSeq, a predicted model, not a curated record